This is a messenger RNA of Exophiala aquamarina CBS 119918, 234 nucleotides long. RefSeq lists its product as uncharacterized. The transcript has a single exon. The record is from RefSeq and is a predicted model, not a curated record. The annotation marks the transcript as partial. Lineage: Eukaryota; Fungi; Ascomycota; Eurotiomycetes; Chaetothyriales; Herpotrichiellaceae.
GAAAGGGCUCGCAAUCAGGUUUCAUUGGGCUUAGAAAUUACUCAUGCACACUUAAGUGAUAAUUGUCUACAUUACUGGCUAUCCGAGGCGGAUGCAAAGUCCGUAGUGGCAAGAGGCUGGGGUCAACGUUUUCCUCUCCACGGAGUGGAUAAAGGUUGGGUUAUGCUAUAUGCACUUCGGACUACGGAUGAGGUUGAAGACAUUAGAUGCAUUGUAAGAGCUGGGAUUGCUUAA